Messenger RNA from Populus nigra (black poplar), 2069 nucleotides. RefSeq lists its product as uncharacterized. Gene Ontology annotation, biological process: transmembrane transport. Bases 295 to 1614 code for a protein of 439 amino acids. Gene Ontology annotation, molecular function: transmembrane transporter activity. The record is from RefSeq and is a predicted model, not a curated record. The transcript is spliced from 15 exons. Lineage: Eukaryota; Viridiplantae; Streptophyta; Magnoliopsida; Malpighiales; Salicaceae.
CUUUCGAGACUUGUCCUUUUAAUAUCACUUUGUCCACACUGUCCGUCCUCCCGUGGAUCCAAGACCAUCCACCUCCACAUGAAAUUUGAAUCAAUCUACCGUCACUGAUCUUUUCCUUUUCUUUGACACUCUUUCCGUUAAAAUCACUAAUGGAAAAGGACCAGGAGACUACCCUCCCCCUCCAUAAAGAGGGUGCCAAGCAAGUUCUUCUAGAGGAUAGCGCCUAGUACUAAGAGUUGUAACAGAAGAGAAAAGUAGUACCAGGACUGCUGGAUUUUCUGAGAAAGGAAGGAUAUGGAGAAGCUAACAGAACUGAGCCACCUCCUUGUGACAGUAUUCCUCUCCAGCUUUGCAAGUUUAAUGGUGAUCCCGGCCAUAACCGAUGUCACCAUGGUAGCAGUUUGUCCUGGAAAAGAUGAGUGCUCUCUUGCGAUUUACCUCUCCGGGUUCCAGCAAGCUAUCAUCGGACUGGGGACAGUUGUGAUGAUGCCGCUAAUAGGAAAUCUAUCAGACCAGUAUGGAAGGAAAGCCUUGCUCACACUCCCUAUGACUCUCUCCAUUAUUCCUUUAGUUAUAUUGGCAUACAGUAGGACAACCAACUUCUUCUAUGCCUACUAUGUGCUCAGGACCCUCACAGCUAUGAUCUGUGAAGGCAGCAUCAACUGCCUUGCUCUUGCUUAUGUGGCAGACAACGUUUCAGAGAGACAGAGAACAUCAGCAUUUGGAAUUCUAUCUGGCAUAGCCACGGCCGCAUUUGUAUGUGGAACCUUAGCUGCUCGUUUCCUCUCCACUGCUUUAACGUUUCAGGUGGCUGCGUUGGUGUCAAUGCUUGCUGCUGUGUACAUGAGAAUUUUCCUCAAAGAGAGUCUACCAAAUGGCGAAAAUUUGACGCAGCCAAUCUUGAAGAGCGGACAGGAUGAUCACUGUCAAGAUGGUGAUUUAUCAGGGAAGGCGCCGGUAUUGAAGAAGAUCCCAUCAAUUCAGGAUAUCAUUGGCUUGCUGAAGAGCAGGGUAACAUUUUCGCAAGCAGCAGUUGUUGCAUUCUUCAAUAGUCUUGCAGAAGGUGGAAUGCAAGCUAGCAUCAUGUACUACUUGAAGGCUCGUUUUCACUUCAGCAAAAACCAUUAUGCUGAUCUGAUGCUACUUCUUGGCAUUGCGGGAAUGGCCUCACAGCUGGUUUUCAUGCCCUUGUUGGCACCACAUGUAGCAGAGGAAAAGCUGCUGGCAAUAGGGCUUUUAGGGGGCAUCGCAGAUGCAUUGCUUUACAGUGUAGCAUGGUCAAAUUGGGUCCCAUAUGCCACCACCAUUUUUGCGGUUUUUAUUGUUUGCGUGCCUCCAUGUUUACGCAGCAUCGCAUCGAAACAAGUAGGGCCAACUGAGCAGGGGAAGGCUCAAGGAUGCAUUUCAGGAAUAAUCUCCUUCGCAAACAUCAUCUCCCCCUUAAUCUUUAGUCCUCUGACAGCUUUAUUCCUGUCUGAAGAUGCACCAUUUCAUUUCCCUGGCUUCAGUAUUUUGUGCAUUGGAUUUGCAACGAUGAUUGCAUUCUUUCAGAGUGUUCUCAUGAGGGGUCCUCCCGUUUUUCACAAAAUCAGCAGCAACAGCUUGGUAGCCUAGACCUAGUUCAGAUCGAAAUGACCAAUUUAAGGUACAAGGAGGAAGCCUCUCUAAACCCUUCAUUUACCAUAAGGGUGAUCUUGCUAUUUGGAGAGACCCUCGUAAGAAAGAUUAGAACAGCCUUAAUGAAAUCUUCAGUAUUAUACGCGUAAUAGACACUUCAAUUCGCCUGCAAGUACCUGCCAGAAAUCUUUAUGCCACAGCCUUUUCCUACGAUGGGAGAUUAGAUUCUAAUGAAAAGAAUCUUCUUCAAUCACAAAGAAGCGCCAUCGUGUUUAACUAUCUAUAGCUGGGAAAAACUGCCAUGGCAGAGUGCAGGGGACAUGUUCUAUUUGUAAAAGAUUUUUUUUUUUUAAAAAAAAAUCAUGUCUGAACUGCAAUAUUUCCUGUUUCUGGUUGUAAUCAAGUUAAACCCAGCAGUUUUUAUAGAUUAUCAUUCUACGCUUGGCCAUGAA